Molecule: messenger RNA, 1655 nt
Organism: Lecanosticta acicola
Lineage: Eukaryota; Fungi; Ascomycota; Dothideomycetes; Mycosphaerellales; Mycosphaerellaceae
Source: the annotation of a GenBank genome assembly
AUGCUGACUUACUACAUCGUCAGCGCCGCACUGGUGCUCUGGGUCAUCGUUGGAGUCGUCCGAUACGUCGUUCGCUGUCUCUCGUUUCCAUCGGCCCCUGGGAGCCCAUGGGCGAGAUGGACGAAGAUCUGGUAUAUCCAAAAAGUCUGGCAAGGUCACUUUGAGGAAUGGGAUAUCAAGACUCACGACUCCGGCGGUACGAUCCCUCGCCUUUCGCCUUGCGUGUUGCCCACUUCGACUGACCAUUUCGAGCAGCCCGAAAGGUCGUCCGUCUUGCCCCAAACAUGUACAGCAUCGAUGACCCGGAAUCGGCCAUGGCCAUCUACGGCGUUGCUUCCACCAUGCCCAAGUCCAAGUGGUACGAUGCUUGGGGCGACCCGAGUGUGCCGAAUCACAACCUCUUCAGCACAACAGACCGGACGGUCCACGCGGCAAUGCGUCGCCGGGUGGCGAAUAUGUAUUCUCUGUCGACCAUCAAGUCUUACGAACCUGGUGUGGACAACUGCAUCCGCAUCCUCAUCAAGUGCUUCGAUGAGUUUGCAGAGACGGGGAAGGUCUUCGAUCCGCAACACUGGAUGCAAUGUUACGCUUUCGAUGUCAUUGGAGAGAUCACGGUAAGCUGGGAGAGAGCCCUACUGACUCUCGGAAAUGUAUGAGCUGACACCAUCCCGAAGUUCGGGCACCGCGUGGGCUUUCUGGAGUCUGGUGGAGAAGAUAUUGACGACAUCAUGAAAGGAGUGGACGCCCUCCUGUACUUCUCCACUCUGAGCGGCCUGUCCGUAGCUUUACUUCCCAUUCUCUUCAUCCUGUACGGCAACCCAAACAGAGCUAUUGCUGCCUUCACGCGACGACUUCACGAGAAAGCCGGAAAGGAAGGACCGCAAAACGAGGGCGAGAAGGACACUGACGGGACCUUUGCGGCAAAGUUGGCCAAAUUGCGGGGCAAAGACCUGCCCGAAGUCGAAGCAGCUCGUUUGGAGAACGCCACCCUGCUUACCAACGUUGCUGCCGGGAGUGAUACCACCAGCAUCUCGUUGACCGGGACUCUCUACUACCUCUUCAAGACCGAUGGAGUACAGGAGCGUAUGCUGUCGGAGAUACACAGCAAGCAGACGUCGAGCGACGAAGUGAUCGGGUUCGAGCAAACCCAACAAAUGCCGUAUCUACAAAUGGUCAUGAAAGAGGCACUCCGGUUGCACUCGGCCGUGGGACUCCCCAUGUGGCGGGAUGUAGUUGAUAACGGGAUCACUCUGGCUGGUACAUUCUUUCCUCCUGGUGUAAGACUCACUACCCUGAUGAUACCUACUCUACUCUGCUGACAAUCGACGCAGUGUACUGUCGGCAUCAACCCCUGGGUUGCGCAUCAAAACAAGACCGUCUUUGGCCCCGAAGCAGACAAGUUCAUUCCCGAACGGUGGGACCCGCAGAACACAGCGCCGGAACAGCUGACUCGCAUGGAAAAUUAUUAUCUGCCCUUCGGCGCGGGCUCCAGGACCUGCAUCGGCAAGCACAUCUCCCACUUGGAAAUGGCCAAAGUCAUUCCGGAGCUUGUGAAACGCUACGAAUUCGAAUUCCUGAAAGAGGGAUACGAGUGUGCCAAUACAUGGUUUGUGAAGCAGAAGGAGAUUAUGGUAAAGGUGAAACGACGACAGUGA